Molecule: messenger RNA, 5609 nt
Organism: Vicugna pacos (alpaca)
Lineage: Eukaryota; Metazoa; Chordata; Mammalia; Artiodactyla; Camelidae
Source: RefSeq, a predicted model, not a curated record
AACCGUCCUGCUGCUGACUUCCAGCUUGAAGGUCAGCAAAGGAAAGUGGAAGUUGGAUUCUGAACGCUCGAGGUGCCCACAGGAAUUUAAUAGGGGGUCGGGAUUUGGCAGACUUGAACAAGCGGACUGGGGCUUCUCCUUGGACUUCUUGCCUGUUACCUGGCUCUGUCUUCUCUCUUUGGACUUCAAGAUGAAUGUGCAGGCUUGCUCUCGGUGUGGGUAUGGAGUGUACCCUGCUGAGAAGGUCAGCUGUCUAGACCAGAUAUGGCACAAAGCGUGUUUUCACUGUGAAGUUUGCAAGAUGAUGCUAUCUGUUAAUAACUUUGUGAGUCACCAGAAGAAGCCGUACUGUCACGCCCAUAACCCCAAGAACAACACUUUUACAAGUGUCUAUCACACUCCAUUGAAUCUAACCGUGAGGAACUCUCCCGAGGCCAUCUGUGGGGUCCGACCUGGAGCAAGAUUAUCGCUGGUUGCAUUUCCAGCCGCAGACAGUGAUGUGAGCUUCUCAGGAAGCCUGUGUAUUGGUGACCAAGGUGAUGGCGAACGGUUUAAGUCGGUUUUUCACUGGGACAUGAAAUCCAAGGACGGGGCAGCUGCACCUAGCAGGCAACCAUUGGUGGAUGAGAGAACCUACUGGACUGGAUGUGGGGACGGGAAUGGUUGGUGUCCAGGAGCUCUGCCAGACCCUGAAAUCGUAAGGAUGGUUGAAGCUCGAAAGUCACUUGGUGAGGAGUACACAGAAGACUAUGAGCAGCCAAGGGGCAAAGGGAGCUUUCCAGCCAUGAUCACACCUGCUUAUCAAAGGGCCAAGAGAGCCAACCAGCUGGCCAGCCAAGUGGAAUACAAGAGAGGGCAUGAUGAGCGCAUUUCCAGGUUCACCACGGUGGCAGAUACCCCCGAGCUGCUCCGGGCCAAGGCGGGGGGACAGCUUCAAAGCGAUAUGAGAUACACAGAGGACUAUGAACAACAGAGGGGGAAAGGCAGCUUUCCUGCUAUGAUCACACCUGCUUAUCAGAUAGCCAAAAGAGCCAACGAACUGGCAAGUGAUGUGAGGUACCAUCAACAAUAUCAAAGAGAGAUGAAAGGGAUGGCCGGUCCAGCUGCUGGAGCUGAGGGCACGCCGACAAGGGAAUAUAUGGACCAGUACGGCCAGGGUUACUCAGAGGAGUAUGGCGAACACAGAGGAAAGGGCAGCUUCCCUGCCAUGAUCACCCCAGCGUAUCAGAAUGCCAAGAAAGCCAACGAACUCGCUAGUGAUAUAAAAUACCGCCAGGACUUCAAUAAGAUGAAGGGCGCUGCGCAUUACCACUCCCUCCCAGCCCGCGACAACCUGGUUCUUAAGCGGGCUCAGAGCGUGAACAAGCUUGUGAGUGAGGUGGAGUAUAAGAAGGAUCUGGAAAGUAGUAAAGGUCACAGUAUCAACUACUGUGAAACGCCUCAGUUCAGGAAUGUGAGCAAGAUCUCAAAAUUCACCAGUGAUAACAAAUAUAAAGAAAACUACCAGAACCACAUGAGAGGCCACUACGAAGGGGUCGGAAUGGACAGACGGACUCUCCACGCUAUGAAAGUUGGAAGCCUGGCAAGCAACAUCGCCUACAAGGCCGACUACAAACACGAUGUUGUUGACUACAACUAUCCAGCCACUCUGACUCCUUCCUACCAAACAACAGUGAAACUGGUUCCCUUAAAAGAUGUCAACUACAGGCAAAGCAUUGACAAGCUGAAGUACAGCUCUGUGACCAACACUCCUCAGAUUGUUCAAGCCAAAAUCAAUGCCCAGCAACUGAGUCAUGUGAAUUACCGCGCCGACUACGAGAAAAAUAAGUUGAAUUACACGUUGCCACAGGAUGUGCCUCAGCUGGUGAAGGCCAAAACCAAUGCCGAAUUGUUUAGUGAGGUUAAAUACAAAGAAGGCUGGGAGAAGACAAAGGGGAAAGGGUUUGAGAUGAAGCUGGAUGCCAUGUCUCUGCUGGCCGCCAAAGCCUCCGGAGAGCUCGCUAGCAAUAUUAAAUACAGAGAAGAAUAUGAAAAAGCAAAAGGCAGAGUCCUGGGAACUACAGACUCAAGGCUUCUGCACUCCCUGCAGGUUGCCAAGAUGAGCAGCGAGGUUGAAUACAAGAAAGACUUUGAGAAGAGUAAGACCCAAUUUCACCUGCCCAUGGACAUGGUCAACAUCAGGCAUGCUAAGAAGGCCCAAGCUCUGGCCAGCGACCUGGACUACAGGAAACAACUGCACGCGUACACUGCACUGCCUGAAGAUAUGAAGAUUCUCUGGGCCAAGAAAGCCUACGGGCUCCAGAGUGAGCUGCAGUACAAGGCUGACCUGGCCUGGAUGAAAGGAGUCGGGUGGCUGACAGAGGGCAGUCUCAAUUUGGAACAGGCCAAGAGGGCCGGACAGCUGGUCAGCGAGAAAAACUACAGGCAGAGGGUGGACGAGCUGAAGUUCACCAGUGUGGCCAACAGCUCGCAGAUGGAGCACGCCAAGAAGAGCCAGGAGCUGCAGAGCGGGGUGGCCUACAAGGCAGGGAACGAGCAGUCCGUCCAUCAGUACAGCAUCAGCAAAGACGAGCCCCUCUUCUUACAGGCCCGAGCCAACGCCGCCAAUCUCAGUGAGAAACUGUAUAAGAGCAGCUGGGAAAACCAGAAGGCAAAAGGGUUUGAGCUGCGUCUUGACUCCCUGGCCUUCCUGGCAGCCAAAGCCAAGAGGGACCUGGCCAGUGAGGUGAAGUACAAGGAGGAUUAUGAGAGGUCCAGAGGGAAGCUCAUUGGGGCCAAGGGUGCCCAGGGGGAUUCGCAGAUGAGCCACUCACUGCAAAUGUCCAAGCUGCAGAGUGAACUGGAGUACAAGAAGGGAUUCGAGGACACCAAAUCCCAGUGCCAUGUCCCCCUGGACAUGAUCCAUCUGGUGCACGCCCGCAAGGCGCAGCACUUAGCCACAGACAUAGGCUAUAAGACGGUGUCCCAUCGCUUUACAGCUUUGCCCACAGACAUGAAGGUGGAAUGGGCCAAGAAGGCUUACGGUUUACAGAGUGAUAACCAAUACAGGGCAGAUGUGAAGUGGAUGAAAGGCACGGGCUGGGUCGCCACCGGGUCAUUAAAUGUGGAGCAGGCGAAGAAGGCAGGAGAACUCAUUAGCGAGAAGAAGUACCGUCAGCAUCCAGAUGCUUUGAAGUUUACCAGUAUUAAAGACACUCCGGAGAUGGUCCAGGCCAGAAUUAGUUAUACCCAAGCAGUGGAUAGGUUAUACAAGGAACAAGGAGAAAACAUAAAGCAUCAUUACACGCAGACAGCCGACCUCCCUGAAGUCCUGCUGGCCAAGCUGAAUGCCAUGAAUAUCAGCGAGACGCGGUAUAAGGAAUCCUGGAGCAAACUUCGAGACGGUGGAUACAAACUGAGAUUGGAUGCCAUUCCAUUCCAGGCAGCAAAGGCUUCCGGUGAAAUCAUAAGUGAUUACAAAUACAAAGAGGCAUUUGAGAAAAUGAAAGGGCAGAUGCUCGGCUCCCGGAGCUUGGAAGAUGAUAUCAGCCUUGCCCAUUCAGUGCACGCGAGCUCUCUGCAGAGCCAAGUGAAUUACAAGAAAGGCUUUGAACACUCAAAGGCGCAGUUCCAUCUGCCGUUGGACAUGGUAACCCUGGUGCAUGCCAGGAAGGCUCAGACCCUGGCCAGCGACCAGGACUACAGGCAUCCGCUCCCCCAGUACACUUCCUUGGCGGAAGACCUGAGGCUUCGCUGUGCCAAGAAAGCCCACAAGUUGCAGAGUGAGAACUUGUACCGGUCGGACCUGAACUUCAUGCGAGGGGUGGCCUGUGUCGUUCCGGGCACGUUAGAGAUUGAAGGGAGAAAGAGAGCGUCUGAACUCAUCAGCGAGAGUAAAUACCGUCAGCAUCCCCAGUCAUUCAAGUUCACGGCCGUGACAGACACUCCCAGCCUCACUCAUGCAAAACUCAGCAGCCAGAUUACAAAUGAGCGCCUCUAUAAAGCAGCAGGAGAGGAUGCAAGACACCAGUACACAAUGACCCUGGGCCUGCCGGAGUUUGUCCGAGCGAAAACAAACGCGGCCAAUCUGAGUGACGCAAAAUACAAGGAGUCUUGGCGGAAUCUCCGUGCUCAAGGCUACAAGCUGACAGUAGACGCUCUCCCCUUCCAGGCGGCACGGGCCUCUGGAGAUCUAGCCAGUGAUUUUCUCUACAGACAUGACUUCGUGAAGGAGCGGGGGAGGCUGAUCGGGGCCCGGAGUGUGAGCGAUGACCCCCGGCUCCGGCACUGCCAGCAGAUGGGCCAUGUGCAGAGCGAGCUUCAGUACAGGAGGGAGGCGGCGGGUGGCCGAGGCCAGUGCCACCUGCCCUUGGACAUGGUGCCCCUGGUCCACGCCAGGAAGGCCCAGGCCCUGGCCAGUGACCAUGACUACAGGACACGGUGCCACGCAUUCACGGCAUUGCCUGAGGACCUGAAGAUGGCCUGGGCCAAGCGGGCUCACGCUCUGCAGAGUGAGUUUCGCUACAAGUCAGACCUGAUGGGCAUGAAGGGGACCGGAUGGCUGGCGCUGCACUCCCCGCAGAUGGAGAGCGCAAAGAAGGCCGGGGAACUCAUCAGUGAGACCAAAUACCGUAAAAAACCAGACACUAUCAAGUUCACCACGGUGGUUGACUCCCCGGACCUGGUUCAUGCCAAGAACAGCUACGUGCAUUGCAACGAGCGGCUGUACAGGUCUGGGGAUGCCGAAUCCCUGCACAGAUACACCCUGGUCCCUGACCACCCCGAUUUCACCAGAGCCCGCCUCAACGCGCUGCAUCUGAGCGAUAAAGUCUACCGAAACUCUUGGGAACAGACCCGGGCUGGCGGCUAUGACUUCAGGCUGGACGCCAUCCCAUUCCAGACGGCCCGGGCGUCCAGGGAAAUUGCCAGUGAUUUCCGGUACAGAGAGGCCUUCCUGCGGGACCGGGGCCUGCAGGUUGGGUACCGCAGCGUCAACGACGACCCAAGGAUGAGGCAUUUCCUCAGCGUCGGCAAACUCCAGAGCGACAACGAGUACAAGAAGGACUUCGCCAGGACCCGGUCCCAGUUCCACAGCCGCCCGGACCAGCCCGGCUUCCUCCAGGCCAAGAGGAGCCAGGAGCUGGCCAGCGACGUGCACUACAGGCAGCCCCUGCCCCAGCCCUCCUGCGACCCGGAGCAGCUGGGCCUGAAGCACGCACAGAAGGCCCACCAGCUGCAGAGUGAUGUCAAGUACAAAUCUGACUUGAACCUGACCAGAGGUAUUGGCUGGACACCUCCUGGCUCGUACAGAGUGGAGAUGGCACGGCGGGCUGCAGAACUGGCCAACGCCAGGCGCCUGGCUCUCCGGGGGGCUGACCGGGAGCCGGAGGCUGUGGAGACUGGAUAUAAUCAGAGAGGGGAUGUGAACCCAGAUGCCACUGAGAUUCUGCACGUCAAAAGAAGGAGGGCCCUGCCGUUGUGAGUGGGCAGCAUCUGCCCGGGAUUCUUGGGGCAGAAGCUGGAGAGGAAAUUUGCACGCCAGAGACUUGGCUUCAGUUGGGGCCAACUGUGAAAACAGCACACCGGCCCUUCCCCUGAUCCUCCUUUAUUAAAAUAACAAUUCCCUGAAA